ACUGAGUAAUAGGGUCAUCUCUCUUUGUUCUGUGAACAGUAUUAAGUGAGAUGGACGACAGCAUGCCUGUAGUUAGCAAGAUGUAUUGCUCAAGCACUCCAGCUGUGCUGAUGAUCAGGAGGAGACCCAUGGUAGUGAAUGGUGGUGGCUUUGUUGUUACUGACCUAAGCCAUAAUGUUGUUUUCAUUGUGGAUGGUUGUGGUAUACUUGGAUCUAAGGGGGAGCUCAUGGUGAAAGACAGUGAUGGAGAACAAAUACUGUUCAUUUCUAGAAAGGGAGGAAUUGUCCAAGCUCUAAGCACUCGGAACAAAUGGAACGGGUACUCAAUGGACUAUCAAGGGAAAAACAAGUUGGUCUUUAGCCUAACUGAUCCAAAAUCAUGCAUAGCAAAGGAUAGAAACUGCAGAAUAAUUGAUUGCACUGGCAAAAUAGUUGCACAGUGGUUCUGCUUAUUGUUCUACGCGUGUAUGCAGAUGGGGAAGAAAGAGCUGAUAGGGAGCAAUGACUUCUACCACGUGACAGUGCAGUCAGGAUGCGACCAGGCUUUUAUCAUUGGGGUGAUGGCAGUUCUUGACAACAUCUAUGGAGAAUCCACCAGAUGCUAA
This is a messenger RNA of Lolium rigidum, 605 nucleotides long. RefSeq names its product protein LURP-one-related 6-like. The transcript has 5 exons. NCBI's taxonomy places the organism in Eukaryota, Viridiplantae, Streptophyta, Magnoliopsida, Poales, Poaceae. The record is from RefSeq and is a predicted model, not a curated record. Bases 51 to 605 code for a protein of 184 amino acids.